AGUGAUUCUUUGACAUAGCGAAAAAAACUAUGAGAAUGACAUGUACUCACAGGCUUGUUGCUGUAUUAGCUGUAAUUUUCCAUGUUCUCAUUGUUACAAGCAAAACCAGCGCUAUCAUCCUACAACAUAGCAAGCUCGCCCUUAGGCUUAUUCACCGUGAUUCUAUAGCUUUGUCACCUCUCUACAAACCAAAACUCAGCUUCUCCGAUCAUGCGAUCCAUGCAAUAAAUAGCUCACGAGCUCGUCUUGGUAACUAUUCAAGCACAAAGAUCAGCAUAAGCUCUGUGUCCCUUGAUGACAUUAGUGCUCCCAUAGUUCCCAUGGAAGAUGGUAGCAUUUUUAUGGUGAAUAUUUCAAUAGGUGAGCCUCCAAUUCCCCAACUUCUGGCAAUGGAUACUGGAAGUCAAUUGAUAUGGGUUCAUUGUACCCGUUGCAAAGGGUGUAACAAUGUGUUUGAUCCUAAACUGUCGUCCACCUACACUCAAUUAUCAAGUAAUUCUCCUGAAUGCGACAAAUUUGCACACGGUCAUCAGGAUCAAGAAUCGCAGUGUUCGUAUAGGAUAAGAUACAAUGACGAGUCCACCAGCAGAGGUGUACUGGCAAUGGAGAAGUUCACAUUUGUAACAUCCACUGGAGGCACAGUGCAAGUACCUGACGUAGUGUUUGGAUGUGCAAUCGACACUAAUGGAAGUGUGGGUGACUUAAAUGGCGUUCUUGGGUUAGAAGCUCCUGAAAGAUACUAUUUUGCGGCUGGUAGUGGUAAUAAAUUUUCGUAUUGCAUAGGGAAUAUAAGCGACACUCAGUAUAUGUACAACCAGCUGAUAUUGGGCGAUGGAGCCGUCAUUCAAGGUGAUUCGACUCCAUUGCAAACCAUAGAUCGCUACUACAUUGUAACUCUGGAAGGAAUAAGCGUGGGAGGGAAGCAACUAGCAAUCUACGAUCAAGGAGAGUUCCAUUUUAACGUCACAAUUGAUUCAGGCACGACGUACACUCAACUGGUGAAGAGCGCCUACGAGCCACUUAUGAUGGAAGUGAAGAACUUGGUGAAUGGUGUGCUAAAACCUGCAAAAGUUAGAAACGGUGAGAAUCUGCUUUGUUAUUUGGGAGAUUUGGAAAGAGACCUCAAAGGAUUCCCUCUUGUGACUUUGCAUUUUGCUGAGGGAAUUAACGUAGAUUUGGAUGUUGAAGCUGUGUUUCAACGAUCUAGUGAUGGAUCAGCUUUCUGCAUGGCUAUGGUUGAAUCAAGAGAAAAUAUAUUAGGAAUAAGGGCACAGCAAUACUACAAUGUGGGCUUUGAUUUGGAUGCAAAGAGAGUGAGUUUUCAGAGAAUUGACUGUGAACUCCUUGAAGACUAAUAAUCUUGAUACUUUCAAAGUCUUUCCUUGUUACCUUCCACAGGCAACAUCGAUACGCUAACUGGAGUUAGAUUAGUGUAUAAAGAUGAAUUUCCUGUUCGUAUAUCCAAAG
Messenger RNA from Sesamum indicum (sesame), 1467 nucleotides. RefSeq names its product putative aspartic protease At2g35615. The record is from RefSeq and is a predicted model, not a curated record. NCBI's taxonomy places the organism in Eukaryota, Viridiplantae, Streptophyta, Magnoliopsida, Lamiales, Pedaliaceae. Gene Ontology annotation, cellular component: extracellular region.